UAGGAAAGAAAACCAGGGAGACAAAGAGAAAACAGUAUCUGCAAAGCAAAACUACUCACUGCACAUAUUGGGGUUUUCGGCAUCGUACAAAAACCCAGUGAGCAAGAAAACGUACACUUAAAAACAGGGUCAGCUCUGCCACAAACGAAUCAUCAAUCUAAGAGAAGGAGAAGACCCGAACCCUACCUUCCCAGAAAUCAAUCCACUGUUCUUUCCCCCCAAUACUCAGCUGAAAGAUAGAUUCUUUACUUGCUUGAUUUGAUUCCUUGUUCCGUGCUCUACGGGUGCUUUUAGUUGUUGGAUCUGAUCAUCUUCGAGUUCAAGGUUCAUGUUUUAGGGUUUUCUUUUUCUUCAUGCAAACAACAAGAGGAACCCAUGUCUUGAUUGUCUGAUUCAUGAGAUAAAAGAUCAGGUUUUUGUACCUUUUCUGGGAUUCUUCGUUGGAGAUCUGUCUUUCAAUCUUCUAUACUACAAAAGGGAAAAACAUGGCGGCUAAUCGGUGGUGGACUGGGAAUGUGGCAAUGGGAGGCGUCGGGUCCAUGUCUCCCACCCCAUCACUUCACCUUAGAAACCCAUCGGAAGAUCACCAAAUGGAAGCUCUUAGAGCUAAUAUUAGCCCUUCGAAUGAAGAUCAUCAAGAGGAUAAUGAAAAUAGCCGACGCAAUAUCGAAUCCGAAACUGUUGAGCCUGGUUCGGGUUCGGGCUCUCGCCGCCCUCGGGGUAGGCCGCCUGGUUCAAAGAACAAACCGAAGCUUCCGGUAGUUAUCACUAAAGAAAGCCCUAACUCUCUUCGUAGCCAUGUGCUGGAGAUCGCCAGCAGCAACGAUGUUGCCGAGUGCAUCGGCAAUUUUGCUCAACGUCGCCGCUGCGGCGUCUCGGUUUUGAGUGGGAGUGGUGUUGUCACCAAUGUUACACUCCACCAACCGGCUGCCCCUAGUGGGGUGAUCACUUUACAUGGAAGAUUCGAGAUUUUGUCUUUAUCGGGUGUGUUUUUGCCCACACCAUCUCCACCGGGAGCGACGGGGCUGACUGUGUAUUUAGCCGGAGGACAAGGUCAGGUUGUUGGAGGGAAUGUGGUCGGGGCAUUGGAAGCAUCAGGACCAGUUAUGGUUAUCGCGGCGACGUUUACUAAUGCCGUUUACGAAAGGUUGCCUACAGAGGAUGAAAAUAACGGUGGCGGAGGAAAAGGCGGUGAAAGCGGCAAUAACAAUAACAAUAACAAUAGUAGUAAUGACGGUGGCGACGGGAAUUCGGGGUCUCAAUCUCAAGCUAUGAGCCAACAUCAUCCCCAAGGUGGUUCCAUUCCUAUGUAUAACGUGCCUCCUAAUUUGGUGCCUAAUGGACAAAUGCCUCAUGAUCUAUUUUGGGGAACUCCUCCUCGUCCGCCGCCAUUUUGUUAACCGGAAACAGACGCUGAUCGAAUACGCCGACCGGGUUUUGGUAUGAAACAAGUUGUGGGUUUUAUUUUUGUUCAUGUAAGAGUAGUAACAAAGGUAGGGCUUUUUGUUUUACUAUGUUCAUAGUUUUUUAUCUUUGUGAAUUUAAACAAGUUCUUGGGCUAAGUUUAUGCUUUAGGUCACUUCUUUUGUACAACUUUGUAGAACCAUCUCUUAAUCAAACUUUGUUUUGGGUGA
Molecule: messenger RNA, 1634 nt
Organism: Hibiscus syriacus
Lineage: Eukaryota; Viridiplantae; Streptophyta; Magnoliopsida; Malvales; Malvaceae
Product: AT-hook motif nuclear-localized protein 15-like
Exons: 2
Coding region: 486-1400 (304 amino acids)
Cellular component (GO): nucleus
Molecular function (GO): DNA-binding transcription factor activity; minor groove of adenine-thymine-rich DNA binding
Source: RefSeq, a predicted model, not a curated record